This is a messenger RNA of Stylophora pistillata, 7461 nucleotides long. RefSeq lists its product as uncharacterized. Lineage: Eukaryota; Metazoa; Cnidaria; Anthozoa; Scleractinia; Pocilloporidae. Gene Ontology annotation, molecular function: zinc ion binding; nucleic acid binding. The record is from RefSeq and is a predicted model, not a curated record. Gene Ontology annotation, biological process: DNA integration.
UGUGACAGCUAGGCUGAGUGCUGGGCCAUUAAAACUGUUAAAAUCAAGAAAUUGUGAGUUUCUUUGUCGACGAAAACCGAUUCCCGACAAAAGUGGCGACCCAGCCAGGACCGACUGAAGAUAUUCAAAACUUUGAUAUCGAUUUGUACCCGUAAAAAACACAGCACAGCGCACAGAUAACGUGUAAACAACAUGUCGGAGCUGGAACAAGCGCUGAAGAAGAUCGACUCUAAAUUCCGGCUAUUGGAAUUCACGCGAGAUGACGUCCCCAGAAUUCAAGAAAAGAAAGAUUUGAAGGCGACAGAGCGAUUGCAGAAGACUUUGGAGAAACAGAUCGAUAGCGUUCACGAACAGAUGGUGGAAAUACAAGCACUGAAAAUAGAGAAAGGAGAAGAACCGGACCACGUGCGUAAAUGGAGCUUGGGGAUCGAAAAACAAGUCGCAGAAUACGAAGAGAUAACUCAGGAUGUUAGGAAAACCGUCAAAAACCUGCGUGAAGAAGCCUCACGGGAAGCGAAAUGGGAGGAAGAGAAGGCCGAAGAGGAAAAUCGCAAGCGGCGUUAUGAAGAAGAGCUAAAAUUAGAGGAGGCGAAAAUGCAGAUUAAGAGAGAUUUUGAGAAGAAAAUGGAAGAAGAUCGGAACAAGUCCGUGAAGGAAAGCGGUGCAAAGCUGCCAAAAUUAACUAUAACUAAGUUCCAAGGUACCCAUUUGGAUUGGCUACGAUUUUGGAGUCAGUUCGACACCGAAAUAGACCAAGCUGCCAUUACGCAAGUGGCAAAGUUCUCGUACCUGAAAGAGCUCCUUGUCCCGAAAGUUCGAUCUGCCGUCGAUGGCCUACCUUACAACACCGAGGGAUACGAACGUGCUAAAGCUAUCUUAACAGCGAAGUACGGAAAACCGAGUGAAGUCGCCAACGCCCACAUCCAGCGUAUUAUUGCUUUGCCUACUGUACAGGGAUCGCAGCCAGCAAAAGUACACGAUUUUUAUGAAAAACUGGCCACAAACGUUCAAGCACUCGACACGAUGGGAAAAAUAAAGGAAAUCAACGGUUAUGUUAGAGUCACUCUGGACAAAUUACCUGGUAUCAGGGCUGACCUUGUUCGCUUGGAUGACAACUGGCAUGAGUGGGCGUUCCCUCAGAUGUUGGAGGCACUUCGUAAAUGGUGUGACAGGAAUCCUUUAAACUCUUCCGACCAACCAAACAAGUCGCGAGACAGAUUAUUCAACUCAAGGCAAGAAGAUUAUCGACAAAGACCGUGCGUUUACUGCAAUUCAACCAGCCACAAGUCUGUUAACUGUGACAAGAUAGCGAGUGUCGGAGACAGGAAGAAGCAUCUCAGUGAGAGAAGGUUGUGUUUUAAUUGCACUGGCACAAGACACAGAGCUACAGAUUGUCGUAUUACUAGAGGCUGCCAGAAGUGUCAUGGAAGACACCACACAUCAAUCUGUGACAAAGAGCCCCAACAGUUACUACUAGCUACAUUUGAAGAUGAAGUUGUUUACCCAGUGGUAGUCGUCAACGUGAAUGGGAUAACAUGCCGAGCUUUAUUGGACACAGGGGCCGGAAGCUCUUAUGCUUCAGCUACAUUGGUCAAGCACCUUGGGAAACAACCAGCCAGAUCAGUGUUCAAGAAGAUUGACAUGAUGCUGUGCUCAACCAACCAGAAAAUUGAACAGUAUGAUGUCAGCAUUUCAAGUAUUCAAGGGAAAUUUGAGAUGACAACGAUGGUGAGUAAGGUCGAUAAGAGUGUCCUUCUAUCAAUUCCAAAUCCCAGAUACGCUGAUAAGAUCAAGACAUUUUCACACCUCGCGGGUGUUACCAUGGAUGAUGAAGAUACCAAGCCCGAACUACCAAUUCAUCUAAUACUGGGAGCAAGUGAGUACUCCAGAAUAAAGACCCACACUAAGCCGAAGAUUGGCAAGGCUGGUGAACCGAUCGCUGAACUAACUACACUGGGGUGGACCAUGAUGUCGGCAGGCAAGGAAAUGGGGCUAAACAGUGUCUACCUGACCAGAACGUCUUCAGUAGAGUAUCAACAGCUGUGUAGUCUAGACGUGUUGGGCCUUCAAGACAGACCAGAUGGAGAUCAGCAGAGCGUGUAUGAAGAAUUUAAAGAACAGUUAAGGCGGAGCGACGAGGGAUGGUAUGAAACAGGUUUGCUGUGGAAACAUGGUCACAAGCCGCUCCAAAGCAACGAGCAUGGAAGUCUCCGAAGACUUGAAAACCUCACGAAGAAACUUCAAAGACAGCCCGAUCUCCUCGCGCAGUAUGACCAGAUAAUUCAAGACCAACUGGAGACGGGGAUCGUUGAGAGAGUGACGUCAGAACCUGUAGGAAGGGAGUUUUACAUUCCACACAAGCCUGUCAUUAGAGAGUCAGCUGAAUCCACCAAACUGCGAAUUGUGUUCGAUGCAUCAGCGAAAGCUAACGAGAAGAGUCCAUCAUUGAACGACUGCUUGGAAACAGGACCGGCUCUUCAGAACCUCCUGUGGGAUGUUCUAGUGCGAAACCGCCUGAAACCAAUAGCUCUGGCCGGCGACCUAAAGCAAGCAUUUCUACAGGUGCGCAUUCGGAUGGAAGAUCGAGAUGCCCUUCGGUUCCACUGGUUUAAGAACAAAGCGACAUCUGAAGUAGAAGUUCUCAGGUUCACCCGUGCACUGUUUGGCCUUGUGCAGUCACCUUUCUUGCUAGGAGGGACAUUGCAGCAACACUUGGAGAGCCAGAGAGAAAAGUACCCAAAAGAAGUAGAAGACAUCCUGCAGAGCUUGUAUGUUGACGAUGUGAUAACUGGUGGAGAAACCGUGGAGGAGGUGCGCGCACUCAAGGAAAUUGCCGUGGCAGUAUUUGGAGAAGCCCAGUUCGAGCUACACAAGUGGCAUUCCAAUGCACCAGAGUUGGAAGUGAACUCAGCACCAGAUGAAUGCAACCAAAGUUAUGCCAAGGAACAACUCGGAGUUAAACCUGGAGAAACAAAGAUGUUAGGCCUACCAUGGAACAAAACCGAAGACACGAUUGCUGUAACCUUCCCGGAGUCACCCCCUGAAGUAACCAAGAGAGAAAUGUUGCGAUUCCUUGCUUCAAUUUACGAUCCACUGGGUGUCACAUCACCAGUAUCUCUCGUCGGAAAGCUGCUUUACCGAGAGGUGUGCGACCUGAACCAAUCAUGGGACAAGGAAGUACCAAAGUAUAUCGAAAGAAAGUGGAAACAAUUCGAGAAAAAUCUACCUGACCAAGUUGCAGUUCCACGCCCGGUGACGGCUUUCCAGGAAGCGAUUGAUGCCAUUGAUUUGCACGCGUUCGGAGACACAAGCGGGACAGGGACAGCAGCUGCCGUGUAUGCUGUGGUUCAUCAAGCAAGUGGCUCAAAUCAAAGACUAUUAGCAGCUAAAGCGCGCCUCGCGAAGAAGGGGCUAACUAUCCCAAGGCUAGAACUGGUCUCAGCGCACAUGGCGGCAAACCUUGUAGCAAACGUGAAGAAUGCCCUUCAAGGACAGCCCGUGAAGUCGGUUUAUGGAUGGCUUGAUAGCACAGUGGCCCUCCAUUGGAUCAGGGGAGGAGGAGGAAGUACCUAUAAACAGUUUGUGGCAAACAGGGCACAGAAGAUCAGAGAGAAAGAUUUCAUAGAAUGGAGACAUGUUGGAACCAGCCAGAAUCCAGCGGACAUCGGCAGCAGAGGCUGUGAUGGAGACAAGUUACCCGGGCUGUGGUUGGAAGGACCGGAAUGGUUGUCAGAUCUCGAGCGCUGGCCACCUCAUCUACUCACAGAACCAACGGAGGAAACGGAAGCAGAAGCGAAGUUAACUAAGGAACUCUUCCGGACUGCUGUAGAAACAAAAAACGAGCUAGAUAACAUCUUAGAGAAGCACAACUACUGGACAACAAUCCGAGUAACAGCAUGGAUCAGGCGCUUCCUGGAUAACUGCAGGUUGAGCAAAGAAGCACGAACCCGAGGUCCUUUGACAACGGCUGAGACUGAUAAGCAAGCACAGUGGUGGUUCAGGAGAGCACAAGAAAGCUACAGUGGAACAGAAUAUUUCAAGCAAGACCAGUUAAGACUCAACUUGCAGAAGAAUGGUUUGGGGCUGUACGAGUGUCGUGGUAGAAUACAAGGAAGCUAUCCAAUUUACCUUCCUCCAGAUGCCCCGUUGUCAGAGAAGUUAACCCAGGACGCACAUAUCAUGACGUUACACGGGGGAGUUGGUCUCACUAUGGCUUUUAUCAGGGGCGAGUUUUGGAUACCCCGGCUGAGAAGUUUAACAAAAAGGGCAAUUAAAAGUUGUUUUGGAUGCAAAAAGUUCCAAGCAGCAGCAUUACAAAAACCACCUCCUGGAAACCUUCCAAAUGACCGUACCUCUGGCUCAGUUCCAUUCCAAGUAGUGGGCGUCGAUUACGCCGGUCCAAUUUCUUAUAAAAUCGGCAAGAAAAGAGGAGACGGGAAAGCCUAUAUUUUGCUGUUUGCAUGUAGUCUCACGAGGGCCAUCCACUUGGAGCUGUUGACUAACCAAACAGCUGAGGAAUUCGUCAAAAGCUUCAAGCGCUUCAUAGCAAGAAGGGGCAGGCCACAAAGAGUGUACUCCGACAACGGGAGAAGUUUCGUUGCGGUUUCAAAGUGGUUAAAAAGGAUCAUGAAGGACGAGAAGCUCCAUGACUACCUAGCCCACCACCAUAUUGCAUGGCAAUUCAACUUAAGCAGGGCCCCUUGGUGGGGCGGCCUAUUCGAGAGGAUGAUAGGACUUGUAAAGCAGGCCUUGUACAAGUCUAUAGGGGGAGCCCACCUUACAUGGGGUGAGCUGGAAGAGGUGAUCCUGGACGUUGAAGUCACUCUCAACAACCGCCCCCUGACUUAUGUAGAAGACGAUAUCCAACUACCCGUGCUGACACCCAACAAAAUGAUGUUCGGUCAACCCAACCUGCUGCCCGAAGAUGAUGUUGAUUCGAUGGAGGACGGGGAUCUGAGGAAACGUGCAAGACAUAUUCGGCGCUGUAAGGACGUGCUAUGGUCCCGAUGGACAGGGGAGUAUAUCAAGAGCCUGCGAGAGAGGCACAAUCUCAACCACAAGAAGGGAGGACCGCCUAUCAAGGAAGGUGAUGUCGUGUUAAUCCAAAAUGACGAGCGUAACAGAGGAAAGUGGAACCUCGGGAUCGUGGUGAAAAAGUGGAAACAAUUCGAGAAAAAUCUACCUGACCAAGUUGCAGUUCCACGCCCGGUGACGGCUUUCCAGGAAGCGAUUGAUGCCAUUGAUUUGCACGCGUUCGGAGACACAAGCGGGACAGGGACAGCAGCUGCCGUGUAUGCUGUGGUUCAUCAAGCAAGUGGCUCAAAUCAAAGACUAUUAGCAGCUAAAGCGCGCCUCGCGAAGAAGGGGCUAACUAUCCCAAGGCUAGAACUGGUCUCAGCGCACAUGGCGGCAAACCUUGUAGCAAACGUGAAGAAUGCCCUUCAAGGACAGCCCGUGAAGUCGGUUUAUGGAUGGCUUGAUAGCACAGUGGCCCUCCAUUGGAUCAGGGGAGGAGGAGGAAGUACCUAUAAACAGUUUGUGGCAAACAGGGCACAGAAGAUCAGAGAGAAAGAUUUCAUAGAAUGGAGACAUGUUGGAACCAGCCAGAAUCCAGCGGACAUCGGCAGCAGAGGCUGUGAUGGAGACAAGUUACCCAGGCUGUGGUUGGAAGGACCGGAAUGGUUGUCAGAUCUCGAGCGCUGGCCACCUCAUCUACUCACAGAACCAACGGAGGAAACGGAAGCAGAAGCGAAGUUAACUAAGGAACUCUUCCGGACUGCUGUAGAAACAAAAAACGAGCUAGAUAACAUCUUAGAGAAGCACAACUACUGGACAACAAUCCGAGUAACAGCAUGGAUCAGGCGCUUCCUGGAUAACUGCAGGUUGAGCAAAGAAGCACGAACCCGAGGUCCUUUGACAACGGCUGAGACUGAUAAGCAAGCACAGUGGUGGUUCAGGAGAGCACAAGAAAGCUACAGUGGAACAGAAUAUUUCAAGCAAGACCAGUUAAGACUCAACUUGCAGAAGAAUGGUUUGGGGCUGUACGAGUGUCGUGGUAGAAUACAAGGAAGCUAUCCAAUUUACCUUCCUCCAGAUGCCCCGUUGUCAGAGAAGUUAACCCAGGACGCACAUAUCAUGACGUUACACGGGGGAGUUGGUCUCACUAUGGCUUUUAUCAGGGGCGAGUUUUGGAUACCCCGGCUGAGAAGUUUAACAAAAAGGGCAAUUAAAAGUUGUUUUGGAUGCAAAAAGUUCCAAGCCGCAGCAUUUCAAAAACCACCUCCUGGAAACCUUCCAAAUGACCGUACCUCUGGCUCAGUUCCAUUCCAAGUAGUGGGCGUCGAUUACGCCGGUCCAAUUUCUUAUAAAAUCGGCAAGAAAAGAGGAGACGGGAAAGCCUAUAUUUUGCUGUUUGCAUGUAGUCUCACGAGGGCCAUCCACUUGGAGCUGUUGACUAACCAAACAGCUGAGGAAUUCGUCAAAAGCUUCAAGCGCUUCAUAGCAAGAAGGGGCAGGCCACAAAGAGUGUACUCCGACAACGGGAGAAGUUUCGUUGCGGUUUCAAAGUGGUUAAAAAGGAUCAUGAAGGACGAGAAGCUCCAUGACUACCUAGCCCACCACCAUAUUGCAUGGCAAUUCAACUUAAGCAGGGCCCCUUGGUGGGGCGGCCAAUUCGAGAGGAUGAUAGGACUUGUAAAGCAGGCCUUCUACAAGUCUUUAGGGGGAGCCCACCUUACAUGGGGUGAGCUGGAAGAGGUGAUCCUGGACGUUGAAGUCACUCUCAACAACCGCCCCCUGACUUAUGUAGAAGACGAUAUCCAACUACCCUUGCUGACACCCAACAAAAUGAUGUUCGGUCAACCCAACCUGUUACCCGAAGAUGAUGUUGAUUCGAUGGAGGACGGGGAUCUGAGGAAACGUGCAAGACAUAUUCGGCGCUGUAAGGACGUGCUAUGGUCCCGAUGGACAGGGGAGUAUAUCAAGAGCCUGCGAGAGAGGCACAAUCUCAACCACAAGAAGGGAGGACCGGCUAUCAAGGAAGGUGAUGUCGUGUUAAUCCAAAAUGACGAGCGUAACAGAGGAAAGUGGAACCUCGGGAUCGUGGUGAAGCUAAUGCAAGGUAGAGACGGAGUCGUCAGAGCAGCAAGACUGAGAGCAGGCAAAUCCUAUCUGGAGCGGGCGAUCCAACAGUUGUGCCCCAUGGAGUUGUCCUGUGACAGGACCCAAAAACCUCAAGAUCCAGUUCUUAACCCUACAGCUCGGGUGUUUACACCCAGGAGAGCGGCUGUGGCUGCUACAGAGCGCAUAAGGGCUAUUGCUGAUCAAGAAGAACACCAAAGGAACGAGAAAAGUGCAAAAUUUGACAGGCCACAUGUAUGGGCAAGUGGCUCUUGUCUGAAAUUAGAUGUGUAUACCCAGACAGAUUCUUCAUUUGUGUCAGACAACUACACAAAAUCCCUG